GUAUAUAAAGGCCCCAUUGUAUCCUCCCAAAAUAUUAAAACUACCAACAUUUGAGUUGCAAAUUCAUUCAUUUCACAAAAUUCCAGUACCCCUCUUAGAUAAUGAAAGAACUUAUACAAAAUAACCCCAUGAUUUUACUCUACUUCAUUCUCCCUAUCUUCGUCUUCUUCUUCUUUAUUCUCUCAAUAUUUCGCCAAAAAAAAUUUCCACCAGGUCCAAAAGGAUGGCCAAUAAUAGGUAACAUGAUGAUAAUGGACCAAUUGACACAUCGUGGCUUAGCAAAAUUAGCACAAAAAUAUGGUGGCAUUUUACACCUCAAAAUGGGAUAUCUUCAUAUAACGGUGGUGUCCAAUCCAGAUGAAGCGCGACAAGUUUUACAACUUCAAGAUACCGUAUUCUCUAAUCGUCCUGCGACUAUAGCCGUGAAAUACUUAUCGUACAAUCGUGCAGAUAUGGCUUUUGCUCAUUAUGGACCUUUUUGGCGUCAAAUGAGAAAAUUAUGUGUUAUGAAACUUUUUAGUCGUAGAAGAGCUGAAUCUUGGGACUCAGUUCGUGAUGAAGUUGAUUCUAUGACAAGAGUUGUUGCUACUAGCAGUGGUUUAAGUGUCAAUGUCGGUGAACUUGUCUUUGGAGUUUCAAAGAACACUAUAUACAGGGCAGCUUUUGGAACAAGCUCGGGCGAGGAAGAUGAGUUACUUAAAAUUAUGCAGGAAUUUUCGAAGCUUUUUGGUGCAUUUAACUUAGCAGAUUUUAUACCUUGGCUUGGAUGGGCUGAUCCACAAGGGUUAAACACUAGGAUGGUAAAAGCUAGGGCAUCCUUAGAUUGUUUCUCUGAUACUAUUAUUGAUGAUCAUAUAAAGAGAAAGAAUGAGAAGGAUGAUAGUGAUAAAGAUAUGGUGGAUGAGCUAUUAGCUUUUUAUGAUGAAGAAGCAAAAGUGACUGAUUCUGAUGAUUUACAGAAUGCUCUUAGACUUACAAGGGAUAAUAUUAAAGCCAUCAUCAUGGAUGUCAUGUUCGGUGGGAUAGAGACAGUAGCAUCCGCCGUAGAAUGGGCCAUGGCAGAGCUAAUGAAAAGUCCAGAGGAUCUCAAAAGAGUACAACAAGAAUUGACCAACAUUGUUGGCCUCCAUAGAAAAGUAGAAGAAACAGACUUUGACAAAUUAACCUACUUGAAAUGCUGCAUUAAAGAAACUCUCCGUCUCCACCCUGUGAUCCCUGUCCUAAUCCACGAGGCGGCGGCGGACGCCACCGUCUCCGGCCAUUAUAUUCCGGCAAAGUCGCGUGUUCUUGUCAAUGUAUGGGCCAUUGGACGUGAUAAAAACUCAUGGGAAGAUCCUGACACUUUUAAACCUUCGAGGUUUCUCAAGGAAGGUGUAGCAGAUUUCAAAGGUGGAAACUUUGAGUUUUUACCAUUUGGUUCCGGUAGAAGAUCUUGUCCAGGUAUGCAACUAGGGUUGUUUGCAUUGGAAAUGACUUUGGCUCAUCUUCUUCAUUGCUUCACUUGGGAAUUGCCUAAUGGAAUGAAACCAAGUGAUGUUGAUAUGGACGAUAUUUUUGGACUUACUGCUCCUAAAGCUACUCGACUUGUGGCCGUGCCUAGUCCUCGCUUGUUGUGUCCACUUUAUUAAGACAUUAAUUAAAAAAGAAUUCUUUUCUCUUUGAAAAAGAUAUUCUAAUUAAAUAAUGACUUGUAAACUCUUUGAAAUAGUUUUGUGAUUUAUCUUGAAUUUUUGUUCA
Molecule: messenger RNA, 1737 nt
Organism: Nicotiana attenuata
Lineage: Eukaryota; Viridiplantae; Streptophyta; Magnoliopsida; Solanales; Solanaceae
Product: cytochrome P450 84A1-like
Exons: 4
Coding region: 102-1628 (508 amino acids)
Biological process (GO): lignin biosynthetic process
Molecular function (GO): monooxygenase activity; heme binding; iron ion binding
Source: RefSeq, a predicted model, not a curated record